Onthophagus taurus is the source of this 568-nucleotide messenger RNA. Its product is annotated as adult-specific cuticular protein ACP-20-like. The record is from RefSeq and is a predicted model, not a curated record. Gene Ontology annotation, cellular component: extracellular matrix. NCBI's taxonomy places the organism in Eukaryota, Metazoa, Arthropoda, Insecta, Coleoptera, Scarabaeidae.
CUUUUCAAUCCGAUGUGGUUUGUCAGUCUUGAAUAGAACGAAGAACAAAAUGUUUGCAAAGGUUUUUGCCCUCUUAGCAAUUGUAACCUUGGCGAAAUGCGGUUACAUUAGUAGUGGUUUUGAUUCAAACCAUUACGGUGGAGGAGGAGCUAGUUCCUACGUAAACCAAAAACUAGACUCAUAUGGUGGUUAUGCCACGUAUGGAGGUCAUGGUUCUGGAGGAUUAGAUGGCGGAUAUGGCGGUGGAUUUGGAGGCGCACAUGGUGGAGAUACUGAUGAUGGCGGAUACGCUUAUCCAAAAUACAACUUCAAUUAUGGAGUUAAUGACCAUCAUUCUGGUGAUGUUAAAUCUCAACAUGAAGAACGUGAUGGAGACGUGGUUAAAGGUUAUUACAGCGUACACGAACCUGAUGGUACAGUAAGACACGUUCAGUAUUCAGCCGAUGACAAAAAUGGAUUCAACGCUGUUGUAACGAAAUCUGGACAUGCUAGUCAUCCAGCUUCUGAUGGACAUGGUGGACAUUAUUGAGUGAUGAUAAAUUAAAUAAAAAUAAAUAAAUUAUUGUAA